Messenger RNA from Helianthus annuus (common sunflower), 1641 nucleotides. Its product is annotated as disease resistance protein RPV1-like. The coding region runs from base 1 to 1641 and encodes 546 amino acids. The record is from RefSeq and is a predicted model, not a curated record. The transcript has 4 exons. Lineage: Eukaryota; Viridiplantae; Streptophyta; Magnoliopsida; Asterales; Asteraceae. Gene Ontology annotation, biological process: defense response.
AUGAGCAAGUAUGCAUUUGGGAGGGAAAUUCCAGAUCAAGGGUAUGAAGAGCUAUUAAGAAAAGUUGUACAUUAUGCUGCCGGUCUUCCCUUAACAAUCAAAGUUUUGGGUUCACAUCUUUGUGGUAGGACUGAGAAUGAAUGGGUAGACACCAUAGAAAGACUAAAAACCAUUCCCUUGGAGAAAACUUUGAAAAGAUUGGAAAUAAGCUAUAAUGGCCUGGAGAAUGAUGAGAAAGUAAUAUUCUUUGAUGUUGUAUGCAUUCUGAAAGGUGAAAUGAAAGAUGACUCAAUAAGAAUACUUGAAAGUUGUGGGUUCAAUGCUCAGAUUGGUUUAAGAGUUCUUGAGCAGAAAUCUUUGAUAACUAUUUCUGAUAAUGACGGUUUGCGUUUCCAUUACCAUAUAAAAGAAAUGGGUUGGAAUAUUGUUCAUGGUUUGCACCCUCUUGAGCCUAGCAAGCAUACCCGAUUAUGGAUUAAAGAGGAAAUUGAAGAUAUAUUGGUUAAUGAAUUGGGUACCGAAGUAACAAGAAGUAUUAAACUAAAAUACACAAGUCUCCAACCAACAACUAUCAUGAGAGGUCUUAGGAAAAUGAGGGAACUUAGAUUUCUUUCCGUGCAUAUAGGAGAUAUAGUAUGGGCUGUUGAUGAAGUUAGCCAAUACUUACCAGAUGCAUUACAAUCCCUAUAUUGGCCUCAAUACCCUUUUCGGUCUUUACCUCAAACGUUUCAAGCAAAUAAGCUCGUUAACCUAGAAAUGGUUUGGAGCAAUAUAUCUGAACUUUGGGAAGGAGGAGAGAAAAAGGUUCUAAAUAAGUUAAGAUUCAUUGACCUCAAAUAUUCAAAGUUAGAAACCUUUGACCUUAGUAUGACUCCAAAUCUCGAAAAGUUAAAUCUGGAAGGAUGUUGUGACUUUUUCAAACUACACAUCCCCGUUGAACGUCCAAAGCUCAAAUUCCUCACUCUCAUUGGUUCUAAGGUGAGUAACCUUAACCUUGGGAUGAUUCCACAUCUCAUGAAGUUAAAUCUUGAUGGAUGUAAUGAAUUUGUAAAACUCCACUUGCCUGUUGAAUGUCCAAACCUCAAAUCCAUAGAUCUUAGUGGUUCUAAGGUGAGUAACCUUAACCUUAGGAUGAUUCCAAACCUCAAGGUAUUACAUAUCGAAGGAUGUAAAGAAUUUGCAGAGCUUUACUUGCCUGUUGAGUGUUCGAGCCUCAAAUUCCUCUACCUCUGUGGUUCUAAGGUGGGUAAGCUUAACCUUGGGAACACUCAACAUCUCGAAAAGUUGAAUUGUGAAGGAUGUAAUGAAUUUGUUGAACUCCACUUGCCCGUUGAAUGUCCAAAGCUCAAAUUUCUCAACCUCAAAGGUUCUAUGGUGAGUAACCUUAACCUUGGGAUGACUCCACAUCUCGAAGAGUUAAAUCUUAGCGGAUGUUAUGAUUUUGUAGAACUCCACAUGCCCAUUGAAUGUCCAAAGCUCAAAUUUCUCAACCUCAAAGGUUCUAUGGUGAGUAUUCUUAACCUUGGGAUGACUCCACAUCUUGAGGAUUUAAAUCUUAGCGGAUGUGGUGAAUUUGUAGAACUCCACAUGCCCGUUGAAUGUCCAAAGCUCAAAUUUCUAAACCUAAAGGUUCUAAGGUGA